AGGCAUUGGAAACAUCACAUCAUGGGGCUAUAAAUGUCAUUAAUGAAGGAGAUAAGUAGAUAAGGUUGGUUUCAUCGGUUCAAGCCACGAUGGCGACCCUUUCCGGAGUCAUCGUUAUCUUAAGCUGCAAGGACGUCGUACACGACAGGCACUGGCUCGCCAGCGAGUACAUCUGGAUCGUGGUGGCCUACAUGGUCUAUGACAUUUACGUCAUGUACCUGUGCCACUGGCACAAGAGCCAGGAGCAGGGGCCGGCUACAAGGAAACACUCCCUGGUCAGCAUCCAGAGUUUCCUGCGGAGAGAAAAACUGAUGGUCACACAUCAUCUCUUCAUCAUCAUCGUCCUCACGCCAGUGGCUGUGCACCUUCGAGGGGAGCUGGGGGACUUCUUUGUCGGCUGCAUCUACACGGCGGAGCUGAGCACCCCCUUCGUGUCACUGGGCAAGAUCCUCAUGCAGUUAAAAAUGCAAGACUCUCUCUUACACAAAGUCAACGGAGCCCUUAUUCUGCUGACCUUCUUCAUUUGCCGCAUCCUCCUUUUCCCCUUCAUGUACUGGACCUACGGGCGCCAGGUGGGCCUGCCCAUGUACAGAGUGCCUUUUCACAUCCCCUUCCACUGCAACGUGGCCAACGGGCUCCUGAUCGCCCCUCAGCUCUACUGGUUCGCCCUCAUUUGCCGGAAAGCCGUACGACUCUACAGCGGCUCUCCCGGCCCCGACCGGGCCAGAUAACGGGGCCUUGCUCACGGACAUGGCCCUCGAAUCCUGAGGCUCGGAGGUGGCCCGCCUGGACUUUCCUGAAUCGGCGUCUUACGGCCACAUCCACCACUGCAGUUUGGGGCACGCAGUCAGUGCCUACAAACACGGACUGCUAAGAUUUGUCUAUUUCGACCAGCGGACCUGGAUCUCGGCGUGCGUUAGGUUCGGGAUGCAGACGGGUUCAGCCUCUAAGCACCCAGCGGGUUUCCCACUCUUAACGCCUCCUCUCUCCUCAACCGUUCUGAGUUCGAAUCCCGCUUUAACAUCCGGGGUGUGAGCUUUGUCGUUGCCGGGUUUACGCAAACGGAACCCAUCCUAGCUGGAGGAGCCGGGGGGGGAGUAGAUCUUAUGGAAUCGUUUUGGAGCCUUCCCUUCCGUUUUUUAAAAAAGUAAUCCUUGUUUUGUACAUCAAAAGAUUCUAAGUUCCUCAGAGAAUUCCAGGUUUCCUCCGGGAUAUAUAGAUAUAUAUAUAAAAAAAGAGGCAACGCAUGAUGAAGGUUCUGUGGGUCAUCACGGCUUCGGAUCCUGUCUGUCGCAGGAGAACCGGCUCCUGGGAAAGCUGCCGCAGAAGGAACAGCAACAGGGGGGAGCUGUUUGGGUCUGGAAAGGUGUGGGUUCGAAUUCUCUCUUUGUCGCAGGAAGGAGGAGAAGAGGGCAGUAUUUGAGGAGCACAAAUCCUAUCCUGUUUCCAGAUCCGGACUGGAAUUCCAGGACUAAGAAAGGAUAGUUGUUCUAGUAUUAAGCAAGAAUGGGUUCUGGGUGAAAGUCCAGGCCCCUGUUGCAUCUUUAUUUCAUGGUGAACUUUGGCAGGCAGAGCCGAAGGGUGAUGAUGUUCUUGGCUUCUUAAGGAUCCCACAGUGGGUGCUGGCCAGGUUUCUCGAACUCGGCCCCUCCCUUCUCAAGCUAAUGCUACAGCUAGGGAAAUGGAGAGCCAGAUUUUCUUAGCCGGUGGUGGGGGGACCCCCUGGGAGGACCACCCCACCUUAGGCUUUCUUGCUAUUACUAUUUUUUUAAUUAUUAUUAUGACCAGUACGGUGCCUUAAACACUAGGUUCAGGGGAAAACCUUCCCUGCCAGAGUUUAACAUUGCACUAAUCCUGCACAUUCCUUUAUUUUAUUUUAUCUUUCCUGUUUGUCCAGAAAGCCGACGGCUGGUUUAUCUUAGAAACAACCACUCAACCAAACAAGUUUGCCAUAAUUUAUUUUUCCACGUAUAGUCUAUGCCUUAAAAGUAUUUCCUUAAAAAAAAAAA
Messenger RNA from Pogona vitticeps (central bearded dragon), 2009 nucleotides. The record is from RefSeq and is a predicted model, not a curated record. Lineage: Eukaryota; Metazoa; Chordata; Lepidosauria; Squamata; Agamidae.